Equus quagga is the source of this 1032-nucleotide messenger RNA. RefSeq names its product TNF receptor superfamily member 12A (gene TNFRSF12A). The coding region runs from base 62 to 451 and encodes 129 amino acids. Gene Ontology annotation, cellular component: plasma membrane. The record is from RefSeq and is a predicted model, not a curated record. Lineage: Eukaryota; Metazoa; Chordata; Mammalia; Perissodactyla; Equidae. Gene Ontology annotation, molecular function: protein binding. Gene Ontology annotation, biological process: positive regulation of apoptotic process. The transcript has 4 exons.
CCCCUGUCUGCCCCGCAGGCGGGCGGCUGGCACAGACGGCAGCGGCCGCCGGACGCGCACCAUGAUUCCCGGCCCGCUGCGCCCGCGGCUGCGGUUCCUCGUGCUGGGGCUCGGGUUGGCGCUGCUGCGCGCCGCCGCCGGGGAGCCGGUGCCAGGCACCACCCCUUGCUCUCGCGGCAGCUCCUGGAGCGCAGACCUCGACAAGUGCAUGGACUGCGCGUCGUGCCCGGCGCGACCGCACAGCGACUUCUGCUUGGGCUGCGCUGCCGCUCCUCCAGCCUCCUUCCGGCUGCUGUGGCCCAUCUUGGGGGGCGCCCUGAGCCUGGCCCUUGUGCUGGGACUGCUUUCCGGCUUCCUGGUCUGGAGACGGUGCCGCAGGAGAGAAAAGUUUACCACCCCCAUCGAGGAGACCGGCGGGGAAGGCUGUCCUGGCGUGGCGCUGAUCCAGUGACAGGGAGCGCCCCCUGCCAGGAGGAGGCCUCACCUACUCAUCAUUCAUUCAUUCAUUCACUCACUCACUCAUUCUGGAGCCAGCCCCUGCCUCCCAGACUCACAGCCAGAGCCAGCCAGACUGCUCCAACCACAGGGGUGUGGAAGGAUGGGGGUCGGGUGAAUCACUUCUCUGAGGCCUGGUCUCAGGCUCCAGAGGAGCCUUCCAAGGUGUCUGACCGCCCUGUCCCUGGCUCCAGGACAGAAAAGGAGACCCAAGCUGGCUCACACCAGGCAGCUGACACUAAGGAACCGCAGCAUUUGCACAAGGGGGUCCCCCUCCCCACCAUGGCCUGGGGGCCAGGCUGACCUGAGGGACAGGCACACCACCAGGCCCCACCCACUCAGAUGUACUGAAAUUCCACCAAGGGGUCUCACCCUGGGGGGUUAGGGACCUGUUCCUAACACUAGGGGGCUGGCCCUCUAGUGGGGCUGGCCCGAAGACACUGCCCCUCAACCCCAAAAGGGGGGGAAAUAUUUAUUUUGGGGAGAAAGUUUGGAGGGGAGGGAGAAUUUAUUAAUAAAAGAAUCUUUAACUUUAAA